Anopheles maculipalpis is the source of this 854-nucleotide messenger RNA. RefSeq lists its product as uncharacterized. The record is from RefSeq and is a predicted model, not a curated record. The transcript is spliced from 2 exons. NCBI's taxonomy places the organism in Eukaryota, Metazoa, Arthropoda, Insecta, Diptera, Culicidae. Bases 1 to 795 code for a protein of 264 amino acids.
AUGAUAAAAUUUAUGUACGUGUUUGUGUUGUUAGCCGUUAGUUGUUUAGCUAUCCCGGUUGAGGAACAUCCCAAACUAUCACGGCCCUCACCUAUUAAUCCAGAUGUGACCAGUGACCCGAAACCAGCCGAAGUAAAGGAAGUUUUAUCUUCCUCUUCCACCGUGGAAAGCCAUAUCCAAAAAGUCCCUGCAGCCGGGGUCAAGCUUAGCGUUGAAGUAGCGAAAAAUGAGGAAACCUCAUCAACGAGCAGCAGAAGCAGCAGCACCAGCUUGACCACAGGACAGUCAACGAAGAACAAUCCGAAACGAUCGGUUGACUCUGAUUCUAACGCCUCUUCGAAGCCUCCGGCUUUCCGUCGCAAUCAGCCAUCCACUACGACUGAGCAGCCCAGUAGCACCACCGCAAGCAGUACCACUUCUAGCCCAGUCUCGGUGAAAACCCCCGUAGGUACGACGCGUUCUAAGCGUGAGGUAGACAUCACUGCCGCUACAGCCAGCAGUGCGGGUACUAAUCCAACAAAACGAGCCACCACGGUCGCCCCAACCAGUAAUAACGAUGACAAAGAAGGACCCCACUUUGUACGACCAGUUCCAGUUGAUCAGAUAUUGAAAAAUCUUAACCAACAAGAAAGGGGAACCGGUGCGGCCACUUCUGAACAGCACAACAAAGCAGAAAAGUCUAAGGACGCAAAGGAAUCCGAUGAAUCUUCCGAAGAAGACCCGCCGAAGGAAGAAGGAACCGAGCAAAAGGCACACCAACAGACACAUCCCGUAAUCCGGCAGCAGGGUGCCUAGUGCGUAGGCUGAAGUGCAACAUCCUUAUUUAACUCUUUUGUUCUGUUUAUGUUUUAUGC